Messenger RNA from Seriola aureovittata, 3558 nucleotides. Its product is annotated as cardiomyopathy-associated protein 5. The transcript is spliced from 2 exons. NCBI's taxonomy places the organism in Eukaryota, Metazoa, Chordata, Actinopteri, Carangiformes, Carangidae. The coding region runs from base 317 to 2716 and encodes 799 amino acids. The record is from RefSeq and is a predicted model, not a curated record.
AACAAGACAUUUACUUCAUGCUGCUGCACUUCUUACAGUUAAAAUUAGUCAUCGGCUACGACUAAUUAACCCAGAUUAACCUGUUUUAUUGUAAAAACCAAAUGCAAGGGUUCAGCCUUCAGUGUGAACAGAUGACAAAUUAACCUCCAUACAUGUUGCAAAUGCUUGAGGUGAAACACUGGAAGACUCGUUUUCUAUUUCAAGAUUACGCUGAGCAUGAAAACUCAACUCGAGCACACUGGCUUAGAAUGUGAUCAACAGAGCAGCGCUGAGUUGUGGAAAGAGGUUGAAGCAAAUUCAUCGAGAUAUUACAACAAUGGAUACUGUGACAGAAGACUUUGGACAUUCAGAGGCUGACGCUGAGAUGAGAGUGCUGACACCUGAAGAUAUUACUGAGCCAAACCUUGAUGCCAGCGAUGAUGUGGAGAACCUUCGUAACAGUUUACGUGAGGCUGUCCACAAUGAUGAUGUCCGACCUAAGAUGCAGUGCCUGAUGAUGGACUCCUGCUUCUCCAUGGUAACUAUGCAAGGCGAGGACAGCGGGAUCGCGUGGGAGACGACUCCUAGUCGCUGCAACACACCAUGGGGAUCUGAGGCUGGAAACUCAACAGCAGAUCUAAGCUCUCCGGUUGUACUCAGGUCUGCAAAACCUGGGUCUGUUCCAGCAGGAAAGAUAAUCUUUGUCAUGGAUGAGGAGCUUAUUUCAAGACGGAAGAAAUCUAAAGAGCGGGUAACCAGUCAGAGGAGACAACGAGAAGUCCUCGUAGAAAGCUCGGAGAACAUCUCAGGAAGGCCAGAAUUAGUAGGAUUCUCAGAGCCAAAUGUGAAACCUGAAAGAGAGGGAGACGAAGAAGAUCCAACUGAGCCUCUGGUAGAUAAAGAACAACGGCUAUUCAGCUUAGUGUCUGAAGGCUCUGAAAUCCUCAACAUUGUUGUUCCUCCUAAACUGGCUACUGUGGAUGAAGAGGAGAGCAAAGAAAUGGUGGACAACUUAUUUUAUCUGGUGGAGAGCCCCGUUCCUAAAGCAAGUGAGGAGACCAAUGAUAACGAGCUGUGGAUCUCAACAAUUGCUCCAACGCUGUCAGUUGUAGCUGCAGAUGAACAAAUUAAGCAUGUAAUGGAUCCACCAGGGGCGCCAGUGGCCAGACCUCCAGGCAGAGGAGCUACUGGAAAUGUGGACUACUUUGAGGCGUUCGCCCUGAUCGAUGCCCAGGCUCCAGGAAGUCCUGCUGUGAUCGCACAGGAACAAGUGGAACCCGAGGCAGAAAAUACAGCCAGGAGCCAGGAUACCGAAAACCUGGUGCAGCCUACGGACGCCACCACCACAACAACUGUGGAUAAUGACAGGUCAGACACAGUCAGUCUAGAGGAAAUCAACAGCGAGCUUCUAGAUGAAGUCUUCUACGGUGGUACCGACAACUACGCCAUGAAAAGUCUAGACACCGAGGUUAAAGGUGAAGUGCGUGAAGGUGCGCCCUUGAGGCUCCCUUCAAAACCAAGCGGCUCGACUUUAUUUGGAAGUCAAGAGGACAUCCUGACUCCGAUCUUUCUACCUGAAGGACCUCCUAAAAUUAUCGACCCCAUUUUGCUGGAAGAGCCCAAAGCCAUGGCCUUCCUUUACACCGAUCUGUAUGAGGAAGCAAUCGGCAGUCGACAAAAAGAAGAGGAUACAGAAAGUAUGACCUCUGAGAAGUCCUUCCACAGCAGGCAUUCAGACCGGGAGGCCAGGGGAUAUUUAGAGAAAUACGUCCUGAUAGAUGAGACGCCCACGGUGGAUGUGGAAGCAAGGGAUAAAGAAAAAGGCCAAGAGCAAGGUCUUCGGACAUUACCUCAAGAUUUGUAUGAUUUCGAUUCACUGUCAAAGCCUGAAAAAGGUGAGGUGCCAAACUCGGAGGAGGAAAUCACAGACUUCUUCAGGUCCAGUGCCAAUUCCUCUCCAUGUGAUGUGGAGCCUUUCCCUCGAUCACCAGAAGAGGAUAAAACGCAGUCAGCAACAAAGAGUAAGAAGAGUAAGACAAAGAAAAGUGUCUCCAUAAAGGUAGAAAAAGUGUCUGAAACCCCGGUAGAUCCACUUAGUAUCUCAAGCUUUGAGUUUCCAUCAGAGGAAUUAGACUGGGGAAGUACAGACGAUCAUCCAACAAUCCUGGAAAAGAAAGAUAUAAGUGUGCAUUCAGAUCAGAUAUUGUGGGAACAAGAUUCGGAAAUGCAAAAGCCAGUUGCCCCUCCCAGAAGAAAAGCAACAUCCUCUUCUAAGGCGUGUCUGGACCUGACACCUCUGACUCCAGUUGAUUUUAUUAAACAGGAAAAAGAAGAGGCUGGUGGAAAGGAGCAGAGGGAGGAGGAGAAGGAGACAGCGUCACCUGCAGAGACUGCCGACGAAGGAGAUGGAGAAGAGACGAUGCAGUCGUCCUCCAAAGUUUCCGAGGACGCAUUAGCUGCAAAAGAAGCCGAGUCCCCACAAACGGAAAAUGUAAAAGAAAGCAAUGAAAUAACAGCCAGAGACACAAAACCAGCUGAAGCUGAGGAGACAGACGCUAAAACAGUAGAAGAAGAGGAAAGAAGUGAAACAGCUACAAAACAAAGUGAAUCAGAAGAUGUAAAUAUUAAAUCAUCAGAAUCGGCAGAAACAGAGGUUAAUCCGGAGAAACAAGGAGACAGUCCAGCUCCCUUACCAACUGAACCAGCUAAAGACAAAGUACAGUGUAUAAUACUUUAGAGUAGCUACAGUAUUUUCAAUAAUUUUGAUGUCAAGUGCCUUGCUGAUGUGUCUUUAAAAUCACAUUAGAAUUACCCUGCAUUCAACUGAGGUUAAGUCUUAAAACUUCCAAUAAGAAGACUGUAAAAUAUAGAUUUAUGUCUCUGUCUAGUUUUUAUCAUUUGAACCCUGUUGUACUCAUGCUGCAUGAAUUCAAUAAUCAAUGUCUUAUCCAAAACAGACACUCACACUUAUCUAGAGCUGCCAAAUAUUUGCAAAUGUCAGCCUGUCAAAGGAUAUUUGUUGCUUUUCUUUGUCAUUUAUCAUCGUAAACUGAAUAUUUGGGGGUUUUCUUUGGACUUUUGGUUGCUGAAAAACAAAACAACUGGACAUUUUUCUAAUGUUAAUCAUAAUAUAAUUGGCAGAUUAAUUGAUAAUGAAAAUACUAUGAACUAGUGAAAUAUCCAGAGGAUGAUAUGUUCCUCUGUUUCUCAUUAACCCAGUCUCCUCAGUGUAGACAGGUGGUAAUAAUGCAUGAAUCAUGGUGUGUUUGAAGGCAGAGGUUUGGGUUACGAGUGUGAAUAAAAGGGGGGAGAGUGCAUGUGUUUGUGUGACGUUAGGGCGGAUCUUAAGCUAUAAAUAAGCCUCUCUUGCUGUUAACCUGACACCUCGACCCAACUAGAAGUCUGUGUACUAUGUACCUACUUGUAAACAGUCAAAAAAAUUGUGAUAAUUCACACAAAUGUGCACUUUUAUUUCUGAUUGAUUACCUAUAGGCUACUUAAAUAAAUAAGUACAUUUAUUUAAUCCAAAGACUACCAUGACUGUUAUGUAUGCAAAAUUAAACAAAUAUUUUAACUGUG